Molecule: messenger RNA, 2609 nt
Organism: Phyllotreta striolata
Lineage: Eukaryota; Metazoa; Arthropoda; Insecta; Coleoptera; Chrysomelidae
Source: the annotation of a GenBank genome assembly
GUCAAACACAUGUAUUUAUUGUUGUAUAAUUGUUGCGAAGAUUACUAUUGCUUUAUUACUUUUAUAUUUUGGUUGCAUUUAUACAUUUUUUUUCUUACUGCUUCUGUCGAUUUAUAAUUAAUUCUACAAUAAUCGCACAAUUCUCGCCGGCCAUUUAAGUCUUAGUAAAAUGAACAAUUCUGUAAACAUUAACUUAACAGAUUGCUGUAGAACUUGCUUAAGAAUAGAUUGUAGUCUCACUUCUACGGAUAUUCAAGAUUCUGAUUCUAUUACACUGUUAGAUAAGUUGUUAGCUUGUGUAGCAGAAAUUUCUUGGUUGAAAGAAGGUUUGCCCACCUUAAUAUGUGCUCUCUGCAUCGAACAUCUACGAGUGGCCUACGACUUUAGAUUAACCUGUAUACAGUCUGAUGAAACGUUGAACAGGUACAUACGUGUACAAGAAGAGAGCAAACAACACCCUUUAUGUAUUACUACAACAAAAUUUGAAUAUACAACCAGUAAUUCUAGCGGAAAUACCGCUCAAAUAAAUAUAUUAAGCGAAGAGACCGCUGAGAACACCGACGAAUAUUUACAUUUGAAACAUUUCUUGGAUAACGACGAAGAAUUGGCCAAACAGGGUGAAACAUUAGAGGAUGACGAUGAUGAUAAAAAUUGCCAUUCGGACGAUGCACAAAUCAGUUUCAUCAACGAAAGUCCACACGAAGUGCUAACUCUGCAGCAAGAGGUGCCUACUCUGUUGCAGCAAGACAGCCAACAUGUCGAUCAGGCUCAACAGGUGUCGACUUGCGAUGAAAACGAAACUUACGAAUUACAAGCAAACGAUGAGAAAUCAACGGAAGCGAAACAAUAUGAGACAACUUUUAUGAUACAACAAGCUAAAUACGAGACUGUAGAUUAUGUUACAGUACCUUUUAAGCCGGUUAUUAAAAGAACAACGGGUGUGCAAGUACGUCCAGAUGAGAGGCCGCUUAAAGAAUUCACUUGCAUCGAAUGCGGCAAAUCGUACAAGAAAAAAUCGAAUCUGCGGAUACACAUUCGCACUCACACGGGCGAGAAACCGUUCGAAUGCAAAUACUGCGAAAAAAGAUUUUACCAUUCGUCCCAUCUGAGAGAGCACAUCCGACGACACACGGGCGAGAAACCUUUCCAAUGCGCCGUAUGCAGCAAACGUUUCACCAUAAAAGGGGAGCUUACGAUGCACAUGAAGUCCCAUACGGGCGAGAAACCUUACGCUUGUAAUUGCUGCGACAGGAGAUGCCUCACAUCCGCCGAUUUAAAGGUGCAUAUGAGGACCCACACCGGCGAAAAACCGUACGAAUGUACAGUAUGCGGCAAGAAAUUCGCGAGUACUUACAUUUUAAAUUCUCACACGAAAACCCACACGGGCGAGCGACCUUAUUCCUGUUCGGUGUGCCACAAAACCUUCACCCAAUCGUCCCAUUUGAACGUUCACCUGCGAAAGCACACCGGAGAAAAAUUCACGUGCAAGGUUUGCGAGGCGAAAUUCACCCAUUCCUCUCAACUGACGGUGCACAUGCGCGAGCACACCGGCCGACAGCCGUACAAAUGCACGGUGUGCGACAAAGUCUGCAACUACGCCUCCGAAUUGCAAUCGCACAUGAUGCGACACACCGGCGAGAAGUUCUCGUGCUCGUCGUGCGACAAGAAAUUCACGUCGGCCGCGUAUUUGGCCGAACACACACGAACGCACACCGGCGAGAACCUGUCGACUUGUCAUUUGUGCAAAAGACAGUUCACCAGAUCUCAGUAUUUGGAGAAGCACAUGCGUACGCACACCGGGGAAAAACCGUUCGUUUGCUUCGUUUGCGGUAAGAAAUUCACGCAGUCGUCCAGCUUGAAGGUGCACAUACGAAUUCAUACGGGAGAGAAACCUUACUCGUGCGAAUUGUGCUCGAAGAAGUUCACAACUUCGUCGGAUUUGUCGGUGCAUAAUAAGAAGCAUAAAGAAUACGUCGAUUUGUAGAUUUUUUUCUAUUUGUAAUUUUCGGAAAUUUGUCUUACUGUGAUAUUUGAAAUUGUACUAGAUUACUGUAGGUUUGUUCUUUAACUCUGUGGAUUGGUGCUAUAUGACUUGAUGAGUUGAAUUUGCUUUGUAUAUUUUAUAGGAGAGCUGUUUUAAGUUUGGAUUACUGUUAAAAUUGGUACCCUCGUACCAAAAUUAAGCAAAAUUGAAUAAAAUAUUUAAAAGAAAUAAGUCUCCAAUUCGUUGGUAUAUAAAUGUUGAAACUUUUAUUGUUAUAGUCUACAAUCUUGUAGACCUCAAUGAGACGAAUUUAGAAAAAAUCGACUUUUCAAGUUAUGAAAACAAUCCGCAGAAUCAUCAUUGUAACAAUUCUAUUCCAGUGUGGUGUUUAAAUGGUCAAAUUGUUAUUAGCUGUUUUGUUUCUCGUUAAAUUUAUUCCUACAAAAAUGUGAUAUAAUUUUUUAACUUUAAUCGAGAUAUUUUAUCAUUUUCUUUAAUUUAUCAACUUCAUGUACUGUAUUUAAGAUAAGCCUUUUUUUGUCUUUGAUUUAAAUAAGCUAUAUAUUUACAUAUUUUUUACAUUACUUUAUUCGAAGCUAAAUGUAAUGUAUAUUUUACAAAAAAC